UGCGACAAGGAGUUCACAACAAAUCUUCCCAACAGUAGCAAUGGAAAACCAUUUCCGAGACCUUACACCUUUGAUUCCUGACCUGAAGGUCACCAUACAACGUUCCUUUACUGUCUCCCCAACGGAGAAAACAGAGAGAAGGUUCAUGUUUCUUUCAAACAUAGACCAGGGCCUCAAUUUCAGAAGUGAAGGCCUCCAAUUCUUCAAGCCCAACGCUAACUAUCCACCGAAUACCGUCAUUGAUAUACUUGAAACCGCAUGUCAAAAAAUACUUGUGCCUUAUGAUUUCUUGGCAGGAAGGUUGAGGUUGAACCCUCAUCAAGAUCGCUUAGAGAUCGACUGCAACUCUGCAGGGGUAGGCUUUGUUGUGGCUACUAGCGAUGUGUCUGUUGCAGAGAUUGGUGACCUGCUGUACCCCAGUCCUGUUUUUAAACAACUCAUAGCAGAAGCCUUGGAUACCUUGGGAGCUGAUGACCAACCUCUAUGCGUCCUCCAGGUUACAUCGUUCAAAUGCGGUGGCUUUGCCCUGGGUGUAUCCUGCAACCACGCAUUAUUUGAUGGUAUCAGCUUCAGAAUCUUCAUAGAAAAUCUUUCCUGUGUUGCUGCCGGCAAACCUUUAGCUGUUAAUCCUUACAACAAUCGUCAACUCCUAGCCGCUAGAUCUCCACCACGUGUAACCUUCUCCCACCCCGAGCGAGUAAAGCUUGAAAUCACACGAAAUGUUGAACCUUCCAUCACCAAGACACUAUUCGAACCUAUGCCGGAGAACCUUGUACCCAAGAUUUUCCGACUAAGUGCCGACGAUAUUUCCAAACUCAAACAGAAGGCAAAGCAUGAAGGAAGCAACCCCCACGUAACGACUAGUUUCAACGUGGUCGCUGCUCAUAUCUGGCGAUGCAAGGCCCUCUCAGAAGAUGUGGGUGAGAAUGAUCUAGAUCAGAUGUCGACCGUCCUCUACGCUGUUGACAUCCGGCCAAGAAUACGUCCUCCCCUUCCGCCGUCGUACACCGGAAACGCUAUCCUCCCGGGUUAUGCCACUGCCUCUUUUCGCGAUAUCAAAGAGGCUCCUUUCUCACGCUUGGUGGAGAUGGUGUCGGUGGGAGCCAGAAGAAUGACGGAUGAGUAUGCUAGAUCUGUUAUUGACUGGAUUGAAUUGUACAAAGGGAUUCCAUACGGGGAUCUUCUCAUCGUGUCGUGGUGGAGAUUACGGUUUUCUGAGGUGGAGUAUCCUUGGGGACGACCUAGUUAUAGUUUCCCAGCGGUGAAGUACAGGAAAGGCCUUAUCCUAUUAAUCCCCGACAUUGAGUGCGAGGGUGCUAGCAGUAGCAGUGACCAAGAGUUGAGCGUUUUUCUGUCCCUUCCGAUUAAGAAAAUGGAGAAAUUCCAGGCCCUCUUCCGUGAGUUCUUAAGUCCUGAUACAAGUAGGUCUCGCUUAUAGAGUAGUGUAGACUAAUAUCCAGUCAAUAUAUUUCCUUUCAAUUCCCGUGCCUUUAUAUAUAGAAUUAUAGCUAGCUAGUAUUUGACGAAUUAAUUCAUCAAGCUUCAUCAGCUAAAGAUAUCAGAAGCUGAGAAGUGAGAUGAUUGCUACUUGUUGCUUAGAUUGUGUUUGAUUUUUUUUUUUUUUUUUGUAGUUUCUGUUUUAUG
This is a messenger RNA of Nelumbo nucifera (sacred lotus), 1644 nucleotides long. Its product is annotated as acyltransferase GLAUCE-like. NCBI's taxonomy places the organism in Eukaryota, Viridiplantae, Streptophyta, Magnoliopsida, Proteales, Nelumbonaceae. The record is from RefSeq and is a predicted model, not a curated record. Gene Ontology annotation, molecular function: acyltransferase activity, transferring groups other than amino-acyl groups.